Misgurnus anguillicaudatus (oriental weatherfish) is the source of this 10777-nucleotide messenger RNA. Lineage: Eukaryota; Metazoa; Chordata; Actinopteri; Cypriniformes; Cobitidae. The record is from RefSeq and is a predicted model, not a curated record.
ACACACAUGAGCGCGCAGAAGACGGAUCCUACUUGUGGUAGUGGUGGGUAAACGCGGGGGGAAGGCAAAAGACACCCCCACCGAUUGCCCCUGCCCCCUCCACCAUCGGACCUGAAAGAAAAGAGUCUAAUUUAGCUCCGGUACGGGGUGGACCGACAAAACUUAAACAUUUAUACCCGUUAAAACCGUUACCUCAGAGUUUAACGUGUUCACGCGCAGCGAAAUCGUUGACAUGGCACGGAUAACUGUUCUCUCCCGCUGAAAACUUCGCGUUACCUGGAAUUAUUUGGAUUUUAAACCCCCUUUCUUUACAUGGAUGCAACAUAGUUCACAUUUACGAGGAUUUAUGAUCGUAACGCAGCUGCAUCGAUCCGGGCUAACGUUACAGUGACUUGGAAAAGUAUCAUUGCAAAACGUCCAGCGUGCAGACCCCUCAUCUCCAGCUUGCGGGGCCGCGGCUGUCCAGCCAGGUCAAAGGUCAUCUGCAAAAUGAUGCCAGCCGGCCACCUGCCCUACCUGCCAACCCUGCUCUCCCUGAGUGCCCUGCUGCUGUCCCCGCUGCUCACCGGCUCUCUGGCCUUAUCUCCACCACGGUUCACAAAAGUACCUGUAGACAUGAUUGGCGUCUCUGGAGGUGUCGUGUCCUUCGUAUGUCAAGCCACAGGUGACCCUAAGCCAAGAGUAACAUGGAACAAGAAAGGGAAGAGGGUCAACUCUCAGCGGAUCGAGACGAUAGAGUUCGAUGAAGGAGCAGGAGCGGUUUUGAGGAUCCAGCCUCUCCGAGCGCCUCGAGACGAGAACAUCUACGAAUGCGUUGCAGAGAACAGCGAGGGGGAGAUCAAUGUCCAAGCUAAACUGUCAAUCAUUAGAGAGGACCUGCUUCCUGCAGGCUUCCCCAACAUCGACAUGGGUCCACAGCUGAAGGUAGUGGAGCGGACUCGUACUGCCACUAUGCUGUGCGCCGCCAGCGGGAACCCCGACCCAGAAAUUACCUGGUUCAAAGACUUCCUUCCCAUCGACCCCAACACGAGCAGCGGCCGGAUCAAACAGCUCAGAUCAGGUGCCCUCCAGAUAGAAAACACAGAAGAAACAGACCAAGGAAAGUACGAAUGCGUGGCGUCUAACGUGGAAGGCGUCCGAUACUCUUCCCCUGCCAACCUGUAUGUGAGAGAGCUUCGAGAAGUUCGACGCGUGCCACCUCGUUUCUCCAUCCUGCCCACCAGCCACGAGAUCAUGCCAGGAGGAAGCGUCAACAUCACUUGCGUCGCAGUGGGCUCGCCAAUGCCCUACGUCAAGUGGAUGCUAAACUCGGAGGACCUGACCCCCGAAGACGAGAUGCCAGUGGGCAGGAACGUCCUAGAGUUAAACGGCGUCCGAGAGUCGGCCAACUACACCUGUGUGGCCAUGAGCAGCCUGGGCAUCAUCGAAGCUGUGGCCCAGAUCGUCGUCAAGUCCUUGCCAAAACCUCCGGGUACACCUGUUGUAACAGAAACUACUGCCACCAGUAUCACUAUUACUUGGGACAGUGGCAACCCUGAGCCAGUUUCCCAUUACAUCAUCCAAUAUCGUGCCAAGUCUCCAGAAAGCAAAUUUGAGACAGUGGAGUCCAUCACCACCACUCGCUACAGUAUCGGAGGACUUUCUCCAAACACAGACUAUGAGAUACGUGUGUCAGCCUUCAACACCAUUGGCCAAGGGCCACCAAGUGAACCGGUUGAGGCUAGAACUGGCGAGCAAGCUCCCGCCAGCCCCCCACGAAAUAUCCAGGCCCGCAUCAUCUCGCAGAACACCAUGAUGGUGCGUUGGGAUGAACCGGAGGAGCCCAACGGGCAGAUUAAGGGUUAUCGGGUGUACUACACCAUGGACCCGUCACAAGUCAUGAGCAUGUGGCAAAUCCAUAAUGUUCAGGACAGUGUGAUCACCACCAUUCAGAGUCUGGUGCCCUCUGAGACCUACACCAUCAGAGUACUGGCCUUCACGUCUGUAGGAGACGGACCCUUCUCGGAUCCCAUCCACGUCAAGGUGCUUCAAGGAGUUCCUGGACAGCCGAGUAACUUUCAAGUUGGGGAGGUGUCGGACACCAGCGUUCAGCUUACAUGGGAACCUGCUUUUGAGAAAGAAGGGAUCAUCAGUUACGAACUUCAUUACAAAGAGGGAAGCCAAGGAACUCAGGUAAAGAAAACAUUCAGUCCAACAUCUUCCUACGUGGUGGAGGGCUUACGUGCCAAUACAGAGUACUCCUUCUCCCUGGCCGCCGUCUCCAACAAGGGGAUCGGAGCCUUCACCAAUGAAAUAUCCCAAAGGACAUCCCAAGCCAAGCCCUCCGCCCCUCCUCAAGACAUUAAAUGCACCAGCCACAGCUCCACCACCCUGCUGGUAAGUUGGCGCCCUCCGCCGGCCGAGAGCCAGAAUGGGGCGCUGGCCGGGUACAUAGUGCGUUACGCGGUGGUUGGGGGCGGGCCCGAGGUCAGCGCCGAGCCUGUGGAGGAGCCACCGGUGCCGUCUGACUCCAACCAGAUCCACUUGCAGCGGCUGGAAAAAUGGACUAUGUAUCGGGUCACGGUGGCCGCCAGCACCAGCGUGGGUCCGGGCCCUGAGAGCCAGCCGCUGCUCUGCCGCACUGACGAAGAUGUACCCGGAGCUCCUCCUCGCCGCGUAGAGGUAGAGGUGCUCAACUCCACCUCCAUCAAGGUGAUGUGGCGCUCCCUGUUACCAGGGAAACAGCACGGGCAGAUCCGCGGGUACCAGGUGCACUACGUGCGCGUCGAGAACGGCGAAUCCCGCGGCCUGCCCCUCAUCAAGGACGUGAUGCUGGCUGACGCACAGUGGGAGAAGGACGACACAGCUGAAUAUGAGAUGGUCAUCGGGGGGCUACAACCUGACACCACCUAUUCCAUCACUGUGGCAGCCUACACCACCAAAGGAGACGGUGCCCGCAGCAAACCCAAGCUAGUGGUGACUAAAGGAUCAGUGCCCGGGCCUCCUUUCCUCUCCGUCAAUCAAAACUCAGAGACCUCUGCGUUAAUACGCUGGCAACCCCCAGAGUUCCUGGCUCCGGGUCUCGAGGUGCAGGGCUUUCGACUGCAGUUCGGCCGAAAGGACGUGAGCCCUCUGGCCACGCUGGAGUUUGACCCGCAGGAGCUGGAAUAUUCCAUCAGCAACAUCCACCGAGGUGCCACGUACAUCUUUAAGGUCUCCGCCAAGUCCAAAUCGGGCUUCGGGGAAGAAGCAAUAAAAGAACUCAGAGUCCCGGAGGAGGUUCCCCGAGGGUAUCCUCAGAUAAUCGAGGGCCCUAAUAUCACCUGUUGCUCGCUGCAGUUCUCCUGGCUGCCUCCGGUGCUCGCCGAACGCAACGGCGCCAUAACUGAAUACACGCUGGCUUACCAGGAAGCCGGAGUUGCUGGCGGACCCAAAGAACUGCGUCUGCCGGCAAACGAGAACAGUUACACCCUCAACAGCUUGAGACCCAACGUGGCGUACGAUGUGAAAAUUCGAGCGCACACCAGUGUAGGUCCAGGGCCGUACAGCCCGCCGAUCCAGUAUCGAACAGUGGCCUUCGAAGCAGAUGUUCCUAAGAAUUUCACUGUAAAGCUGGUUACCAAGACAACGGUCCUGCUGACCUGGAAGUUUUCCAAUAGCCAAUUCCCAUACCCCUGCAUGGUCGAGUACAACAGGCAAAAGGACAGCAUUGAUGCUAAGGACACCAAAGCUCUCAUCAUCAACCUGCGGCCCGACACCAACUAUGAGUUCAGAAUCACCUGUCCGGAGAGCACAGAUGGCGGACCCAAGCACAAGCUCACCGCCCGAACGGCCCCGCCUAUUCUGGUUAAUAAACCAAAGCUGGAACUCAGUAGAGAGCCGGACAACACGUUGGCCAUUUAUUUCCCACCACUGGAAACCAAAGACAUGAUUAAGACCAUCUUUGUUGUGGUGGUGCCGUUGAGGAAGGGUAGAAGACACAACAAGAACCCUGAUGAGCUGGAUCUAGAAGAGCUGUUGGGCGAGCGGAGACUCGGUCAUCGUCACGCUCGGACCACCCGUCAGCUCAAGCAGUUGGACGGGAAGAGACCCUACAUUGCUGCCAGCUUCAAGCCCUCAUCCAUGCAUCAGCCCCUCACUCUGGGUGACCAGAAGGUCUACGGUGGCUUUGAGAACAGAGCCCUCGACCCCGGGCAAGAAUAUGUGUUUUUCAUCCUUGCUGAGCUCAACACUACUGGAGGGAAAGUGUUUGUGUCCAGCCCCUACACGGAUCCGAUCACGAUGCCUGAUGUGGAUCCUCACCCCAUUGAGACAGGUGGAGAUGGGCUUAUAUGGGUGGUGGGGCCGGUUCUCGCCGUGGUCUUCAUCAUAUGCAUCGUGAUCGCCAUUCUCCUUUACAAGAAUAGCAAACGUAAAGAGUCGGAGCCACGGACGAAAUGCCUUCUGAAUAAUGCCGAAAUCACUUCGCACCACCCAACAGACCCCGUGGAGAUGAGACGCAUCAACUUCCAAACCCCAGAUUCUGGUCUAAGCAGCCCGCUCAGCGCAUCCAGUUUUGACUAUGAAAGUAUGAUGAACCACCCGCCCAUUCCCAUCACUGAGCUGGCCGAGCACACGGACCUACUAAAGGCCAAUGACAACCUGAAGCUCUCCCAAGAGUAUGAGUCCAUCGAUCCGGGCCAGCAGUUCACCUGGGAACAUUCCAACCUGGAGGUCAACAAACCCAAGAACCGAUACGCCAACGUCAUCGCCUACGAUCACUCACGCGUCAUCUUGGCUCCCAUCGAAGGUAUCACAGGCAGCGACUACAUCAAUGCUAACUACAUCGAUGGCUACAGGAAACAGAACGCAUACAUAGCCACACAAGGACCUCUACCGGAGACCUUCGGAGACUUCUGGAGAAUGGUGUGGGAACAGAGAGCGGCCACUGUUGUCAUGAUGACCAAACUGGAAGAGAAGUCACGGAUCAAAUGUGAUCAGUACUGGCCCAGCAGAGGAACGGAGACGUAUGGUAUGAUCCAGGUGACGCUUCUGGACACCAUCGAGCUCGCCACCUUUUGUGUGCGCACUUUCUCUUUACACAAGAAUGGCUCCAGCGAAAAGCGUGAAGUUCGACAGUUCCAAUUCACUGCCUGGCCGGACCACGGCGUUCCCGAAUACCCCACCCCAUUCCUGGCCUUCCUCAGGAGGGUAAAGACCUGCAAUCCACCAGACGCCGGCCCCAUCGUCGCUCACUGCAGUGCUGGCGUGGGUCGUACGGGCUGCUUCAUCGUGAUCGACGCCAUGCUGGAGCGCAUCAAACACGAAAAGACCGUGGACAUCUACGGUCACGUGACCCUCAUGCGCUCUCAGAGGAACUACAUGGUGCAGACGGAGGAUCAGUACAGCUUCAUCCACGACGCCCUGUUGGAAGCGGUCGCCUGCGGUAACACCGAGGUGGCCGCACGGAGUCUCUUCUCCUACAUCCAGAAACUGGCACAGGUGGAGGCUGGAGAGCACGUCAGUGGUAUGGAGCUGGAGUUUAAGCGCUUGGCAAACUCCAAAGCCCACACGUCUAGAUUCAUAAGUGCCAAUCUGCCAUGUAACAAAUUUAAAAACCGUCUGGUCAACAUCAUGCCCUACGAGACCACUCGAGUCUGCCUGCAGCCAAUCAGAGGCCUGGAGGGGUCGGACUAUAUUAACUCCAGUUUUAUCGAUGGAUACAGACAACAGAAAGCUUAUAUAGCCACACAGGGACCAUUAGCAGAGACCACCGAAGACUUCUGGAGGAUGUUAUGGGAAAAUAACUCCACCAUCGUAGUGAUGCUGACCAAACUGAGAGAGAUGGGCCGAGAAAAAUGUCACCAGUAUUGGCCGGCAGAACGUUCUGCUAGAUAUCAGUACUUCGUGGUGGACCCGAUGGCCGAGUACAACAUGCCACAAUACAUCCUUAGAGAGUUUAAAGUCACGGAUGCACGGGACGGACAGUCCAGGACCGUGCGGCAAUUCCAGUUCACCGAUUGGCCGGAACAAGGGGUGCCCAAAUCCGGAGAGGGUUUCAUAGACUUUAUAGGGCAGGUGCAUAAAACCAAGGAGCAGUUCGGGCAGGACGGGCCUAUUUCUGUCCAUUGCAGUGCUGGGGUGGGCCGCACCGGGGUCUUCAUCACGCUCAGCAUCGUAUUGGAGAGGAUGCGUUACGAAGGUGUGGUGGACAUCUUCCAGACGGUCAAAAUGCUAAGAACACAACGACCAGCGAUGGUGCAGACAGAGGACGAGUACCAGUUUUGCUACCAGGCGGCUCUGGAAUACCUUGGAAGUUUUGAUCACUAUGCAACGUAAAAAGCCAUUUUGUUCGUCCUGCCCCAUAGCCCCCUCUCCCCCCCGACAGCCUCCUGAGCCAUAAGAACUUGCUUGAAACAAUGACAAAUAUUCGAAAUUUAAAUACAGAGAAGAAAGUUUUUAACCGUAUUUUAGGAACCAUUCGGAACGCCAUGAUGAAUAAUCCCGAUUGGAUAGCGACACUGUAGUAAUGCAAUCCCACUGAAAACAGAUCUUCUUCGCGGAGGAAUCGAACAUCACGGCUCAGGCUGUAGGGUGGGAAUGAUUUAGGUGUCGGACCACUAACUUUACCUCAAGUGUUCUGAGGAGAACGUGCAUCUUUUAGUUCCAAACUAACUAUGAACAUUUUACAAACGAGUUAAUGAAGGAAAAGCCGGGAGCAAUCGAAAUGUGCCCACGAAUGAACUAAACGGAUAAAUGGUUACCCGUGAUUGGGAUUGAAUGGAAAUCCUGCCCUGUUUACUAAGAUGGAAACAUUUGUUAGUUUAACAGUGGACAUCAUGAAGGAUUUGUAGAUUGGGAACUUGAAGCGACGGUACAAAUGGACAACUCACAUUUAGUUUUUCUCCAAUCCUUUCCUUGUGACAUUUCGCCAUCCGGGUAAAAUUGGGAACAAAUUGAAGGCAAACCAUUCAUCCACUUCACAAAGUAACUCUCCUCUGGACACUACCGGAGUCCGACUUCACACUUCUUGAGGAGGCAUUCGUGCUAAGUUAAUCGUAUUUCUUAACGCAUCGAGUUUCUCUGCCACAGGUGCGGACAGUUCGAGGACACACUAGCAAACGUUUCUGCCGAUGUAGCUCCACCUCUAUCCUCCUGUGAGCCAAUGAGAGCACGAUAUUGGGUGCAAGAAACUGAUCGGAGAGAGAUGCGUGGGAAAUGUUUUCGUUAUUACGAUGUCCCUAGUGACCAACGUUCAUUGCCAUCGUUCAAAAUGACUAUUUUGUUUUUUCAUUUUUCGCUCUCGAUACCAAACGUGCUGCUUUCGCUCCAUAAUGCUGUACGUGUACAUGUGAAGAUUUCGAUCGAGGAUGGGUGUUCUGGUCCCGGGUGCAAAGACAUGCAGUGCCCCCGUGCAUUAUUCAACGAUUUCUUGCAUCGGUUCGUUUGGGAGAAGUGGAUUUGGCAUUAAAAGCAAGAAACAAGGAAUAAUUAUACAAAAUAUCGGUACAACUAUCUUCAGACGGGCAUGUUUUGUUGUGGGUGGAACUGUUUGAUAUGCGUAUGAGGGGGAGGAGUCUCCUCGCUGAUUGGUUAUGGUGACGAAUGCUUGAACCUUGAGUGAAUGAAAGGAGCCGUGUGUAAUCUUAUUUCCAAAAAAAGCCUUAUUCUUGUAACAUCAUAUGAUAUAGUAUACAUUGAUGUAUUAUUUUGUUUAUGGUUAUCGUUAACACACAUUUGAUUUAGUUUUUAUUUGUUUGUUUUUUAACAAAAUACUCGUUUUUUAUUAGCAAGAAAAAAUAAUGCUCAUUUUGCUCAUGUUAUGUUAAAAGACAUUUCUAUUUUUUCACUCUAGAAAAAUUAUGCGAGAUGCGUUCGUGUAUGCGUACAUAUACGUAUACAUACACGAUCGCAUAUAUAAAGCGAAUAUAAAGAUGAAUAGCCUUUUUUGUGUCUGUAUUUUUUUUUUUUCGAAAGGGAAGCGUUAAUUUUUAUAUCACCAAGAAAUUAACUGCGUGUAUGAAUUUUUUUUAACAAGUUGGGAAUGCGAAAAUUUCCCAUAAAUCAUUGCGGUAAGAGCUCCGAUCGUGAGCCGGAACGCCUUUGACUUCCUGUUGCCCGGUAACAAAGGGCAGAUUAAUUUCAAUCACUAUUGUUAAUCAUUAGGAAUACUAGUAUUAACUGAAGUAUUACUUUUAUAUGAUGUAGAACUGGUUUACUAACCUUUAAAUCGAACAAAAAACAUCUUUCAAAUUUACCUAAAUAAACUUUACAGUUUGUUACAGCCCGUCUCUGUGAAAACCUUCAUUUUUUUGUCUUUUCGAAUCUUUUUUCUUUCUUAACCACAGAAUGUUUGCUCGUUUGUUAGAUAUCAGCUAUGAUCCUGAAUAUAAUGACUGUAAAUAAACAAAUAUAUAUUAUAUGUAUUUGUAUAAAUUGACCCACAAGAUUUCUGUCUUUGAACGAUACAAAAAAAAGUUUAUGCUAAUGGAAAAACCUUCCAGAGUUUUGAAAGAAGCUUUGUCUCACGCUAACAGCUCUGUUUAUCUGCGAUCCCUUCAUUUCUUUCGUCUUUCAUCCAUUCACUCGUUCUUUUCUUAUCUUAGCAGCCACACGCUGAAGCCCAGUGGUGAGAGAAAUACUGAAGGCGCUUCUUCUGUAAAUCUUUGGGCAACACUUAUUUUUCAUUCUUGUAACUGUUAAGGAUGGAGCUCUCGAAUCUUAAAGAGCGAGUUUUAUUAAACUUGGCCAUUGAGAUUUUUUGCAUUGUGACUUAUUGGUCAUCCACAACCUAAUUUUACAGUAUUACCGUAAAAAUUACAUUAAAGGCAGUACAUCAAAUGCUUGGACAGUACUUAUUAACGUCAAUAUGUAAAGAUGCAGUUCUUUACUGGUGCUCACUUUAGCAUUUCUACAAAUGAUGGUAUUUUACUCUUCACCUGUUGAUCUUCAAUAAUAAAUCCUAAAAAAGAAUUAUUAAAACUCCUUAAGAUAAAAAAAUACAAAAUUAAGAGUGUUUGACUACCUUUUGACCAUUUUUUCAUUGCAAUAUUGAGAAUGAAAGUGAUCCUGUCAUGAAAUGUCACAAUGUUGAAAGUCUUAAUUUUCUUUAAAAUAAUCUCCAUCAUCUUUCUUCGAAAAAUAUAGUCGCAAAUGUGAAUCCAGUUUUUACCUGUACGAAACCUAGGGCCUCAUUUUUAAAAUGCGUAGAAAACAUCCUAAAUUUGAUUAUAUGAUAAUUUCUUGUGUUCGUCUGAUUCAUAAAAUUAAUGUGCGCACAGAAAAUACGGGUUUAGAUGCAAAAUCUAUAAAUCGUAAAUGAUCUUAAAAUUGUGCGCAGCUAAAUAGUUCAUAUCUCUUUAUUUAAACGUUGCCUAAUUAAUGUCAUUGACAUAUAAAAGAGCGUCUGUCAAUGUUUAAAUCCUUUUCGAGCAGCAAGAAUGGCUUAUAUUUUCAAAAACCUGCAGCAAUCGGACAAGCAAAAGUGCGUACGUCUGCUCAGACCCUGACGUGGCGCUAAGCACUUUUCAACGUCAACGCCAGUUCUUAUAAAUAUAUGGACUUUGCCGUGGAUUUUAACACACCUUACGAUCAAAACUGUGCGUACGCAAGCUUUAAAAUCAAAUCUGUGCGUACGCACACCUUACGAUCAAAUCUGUACUUACGCAAGCUUUAUUAUCAAAUCCGUGCAUACGUACGCUUUACGAUCAAAGCUGUGCGUACACGCAUUUUAUGAUCAAAUCUGUACGUACGUGUACUUUAAGAUCAAAUCUGUGCUUACACACUCUUUGCAAUGAAAUCUGUACGUACACAAGCUUUAUUAUCAAAUGUGUGCAUACGCACACUUUACGAUCAAAUCUGCGUGUACACAUGCUUUACGAUCAAAGCUGUGCGCACGCAAGCUUUAUUAUCAAAUCUGUGCAUACGCACACCUUACGAUCAAAUCUGUGUGUACACACUCUUUGCGAUCAAAUCUGUGCUUACACACUCUUUGCGAUCAAAUCUGUGCGUAUGCACUCUUUACGAUUAAUUCUGUGCGUACGUGCGCUUUACGAUCAAAUCUGUGCAUAUGCACGCUUUAUAAAUGAGGCACCUAAAGUUUACAAUUUAUAUAUAUAUAUAUAUAUUGUUGUUAGAUUUGGAUAAAGAAGGGCUAGUGUGGCCAGUGCCUAUACAAAUGCCAUAUAAACAGCGAGAGGAAAUUUCCUUCAGUGGUUGCGGUUUAGCUUUAUGACAUCAUAGCUAGCAUAGCAUCUCUCACCACUGCCCCCUGUGUUUCACCUUUUCAGUCACAAUUCUUUUAAAAUGUUUCAUUUUUUGUAAAGAACUAGAAGUUUACUGAUGCAUGCCAUGUUACUUUAAUUUUUUUUUACUUUGGGGAUUUUUCGUUAAGGGACGAAGUAUGAGAGCAGAGAGAUCUUGGAACCUGGAAAUUCCAGCGCUGCCUUUUAAACCGUUGGGAGUUUUGUGUGUUUCUAAUGAACUUUCUUUCGGAGAAGCAAAAGGACACUUGUGCGAUUGGACUGACGGAUUUGCUCGGAAAAUCAAACGUUACGAUGUUGGACUAACGAAAACUUGGACUGAUUAGGGAACAUAAAACGACGAACCAGUACACAAAAGUGAACGUAUUAAUACAACGGCCAACAAAAAGAAGAAAAAAAGCCAAACUUGAACGUGAAAAUUGUUUCUCUUUGUACGAAAGCCAAGUGCUAUCAAACUGCUUUCAAACUGUUACUUCUGGUGGACACACAAUAAUUGGUUUGAAACCACUGUGUAUGUAGAUAUGUUGACUUUGUAUUAAAGAAAUGUUGUCUGAAUA